AUGACCCGCUUGUCCUUCAUCUUCGCCACCCUGGCCUUUGCCAUGAUUGGCAGCGCGUCGCCCGCGCCGGAGCGUACCUUCGUCGGCGUUCCGCGUGAGGCCUCGAAGCUCGCCUUCGACACCGUCACGAAGCGCACGCUCGCGUACGACGCGCGCGGCACGUAUCUCGGUCUGGUCGAGCGCGAUCCCACCCCGCAACGUCGGGAGGGUGGCGCGUGCAGCUCGCUCAGCGCCGACGACGCUCAAAAGCUGCCCGGCUGGGACCAGCUCGAGAACAAGGCGAACGACAACUGGGGCGAUGGCUCGCGCAACAUCGUGACCAACGAUGAGGAUUUCCCUACGCAGCCGGCGCAGGUCUGCGCUGAGGAUGCUGGCGACAUCACCAUCGACGGCGACCCCAAGUGCACGACCCAAACCCAGUCGCUCGACACCGAGGUCAAGGGCACCAAUGGCACGGCGACGGUCAGCCAGACCACGGGCACCAAGUUCACUUCCGAACAGACCGUCUCCCAGGAAUCCUCCAUCGCCAUCGGCGAGACCGUUGAAGUCAAGGUCGGCAUCCCCGAGAUCGCCGACGUCACCUCGUCCACCUCCCUCUCGACCACCUUCACCAACACACUCUCCAAGUCGACCUCGUCCGAGUCGAACCAGCAGACGACGCAGACGGUCGCGAUCGCAGUGGCAAAGGACAAGUCGUGCAAGGUCAACUUCGAGGUGAAGACGUGUACGACGCAGGGCUCGGGCCAGAUCCCGUUCGUGGCGGAGGGGUGGGUCUGGUUCGAGUACGAGGAUAAGACGGAGGACCACUACAAGUGGGCUCUCAAGAUCGAGGAUAUCAUCACCAAGAAGGAGGAUCGCUCGACCUACAUGAAGUUUGACGCGCAGGUCGACAGCGAUACCCAGGGCGAGUACAAAGCGGAGUGCUAA
Molecule: messenger RNA, 927 nt
Organism: Schizophyllum commune H4-8
Lineage: Eukaryota; Fungi; Basidiomycota; Agaricomycetes; Agaricales; Schizophyllaceae
Exons: 4
Coding region: 1-927 (308 amino acids)
Source: RefSeq, a predicted model, not a curated record